Volvox carteri f. nagariensis is the source of this 924-nucleotide messenger RNA. RefSeq lists its product as uncharacterized. Bases 1 to 924 code for a protein of 307 amino acids. The transcript has 2 exons. The record is from RefSeq and is a predicted model, not a curated record. NCBI's taxonomy places the organism in Eukaryota, Viridiplantae, Chlorophyta, Chlorophyceae, Chlamydomonadales, Volvocaceae.
AUGGCCACCGUACGCCUCCUCUCAUUGCUGGUCCUCGCGUUUCUGUGCCAAGAAGGUGCCCUGGCUGCAAACGUAACAAGCAGCAAGCCGCCGCUGCCGUCAAACAAGCAGCCGCUUUCGCCGCCGCCGUCAAACCUGCCGUCAAGCAAGCAGCCGGUUUCGCCGCCGCCGUCGACCCAGCCGUCAAGCAAGCAGCCGGUUUCGCCCCCGCCGUCGACCCAGCCGGCAAACAAGCAGCCGGUUUCGCCCCCGCCGUCGACGCUGCCGUCAAACAAGCAGCCGCUUUCGCCCCCGCCGUCGACCCAGCCGUCAAACAAGCAGCCGCUUUCGCCCCCCCCGUCGACGCUGCCGUCAAACAAGCAGCCGCUUUCGCCCCCGCCGUCGACCCAGCCGUCAAACAAGCAGCCGGUUUCACCGCGGCCGUCGACCCAGCCGUCAAGCAAGCAGCCGGUUUCGCCCCCGCCGUCGACGCUGCCGUCAAACAAGCAGCCGCUUUCGCCCCCCCCGUCGACCCAGCCGUCAAGCAAGCAGCCGGGUUCGCCCCCGCCGUCGACCCAGCCGUCAAACAAGCAGCCGAUUUCGCCGCCGCCGUCGACCCAACCGUCAAACAAGCAGCCGAUUUCGCCGCCGCCCUCGACCCAGCCGUCAAACAAGCAGCCGGUUUCGCCCCCCCCGCCGACGCUGCCGUCAAACAAGCAGCCGCUUUCGCCCCCGCCGUCGACCCAGCCAUCAAGCAAGCAGCCGGUUUCGCCCCCGCCGUCGACGCUGCCGUCAAACAAGCAGCCACUUCCGCCGCCGCCGGCGUCCAACAACCAGCCGCCAGUGCGUCCUCCGCCACCGGCACCGGCGGGCAAGCAGCCGCUUCCAUCUCCCCCAUCACCUCCAUUAACGAAUAAGGCGCCGCCGCCGGCCCCCAAGAAGUGA